This is a messenger RNA of Porites lobata, 2274 nucleotides long. The record is from the annotation of a GenBank genome assembly. NCBI's taxonomy places the organism in Eukaryota, Metazoa, Cnidaria, Anthozoa, Scleractinia, Poritidae.
AUGGAUAUAAAAGAUAUUUUUCUUGAAGAGCUACUAGUGGAUAGCAUUCAUCCAUCCGUUGACAAAGCACAACAUAAGCUUUUCAGCGCUAUAAAGAAAGGAGAUUUAGAUAAAGUAAGGGGCAUUUUAAGCUCCUUUCAAGAAAAUUACGACCUUGAUCGUCUAUACGAUUCGGGUAAAACCGCUUUACAAGUGGCAGCAGAUAUAAAGGAUGUUUCCGUUCGAACCCACAUGGUUAGAGUCUUAUUGAAUGGAGGGGCUAGCUUAGAGGUUGGUUUGCUACAAGCGGUACAUGAUGGUGACACAAAAACCGUGCGGAUUCUUCUUCAGUUCAAUGCAAGCCACUCCAAGCCAUCAUCACCAGCGUUUUCCUUUCAAAGUGAAACCGCCUAUGUAACCCCGCUGAUCCUUGCGGCCUGUUUGCAGGAUUUUCAACUUAUCAAGCUGCUGUUGGAUCAUGGACUCACCAUAAGCGACCCAAAUAAUAUCUGGUAUUCAAAACGUUCUAAAGAAACAGCUGGCGAGAAGUUUGGCCCAUCUGUGUAUCGUUCAAACAGAUACCGCGCUCUUGCCAGCCCCAUGUUUAUAGGCGAGUCAUUUCUUCACAACGUACAGAGUGGUCCGGACCCCAUUCACCGCGCCUGCGCUUUGAGCAAAGAGCUUCGGGACACAGCUGCGCAAGAAUACGAGUUCAGUAGUGAGUAUAUUGAGCUUAGUGAUGGCUGUGAAGGAUUCGCUGUGGGACUCUUGAAUGAAUGUCGCACAAUGGAAGAAAUAAGAUGCGUGAUGCAGAUAAUAAACAAAGGAGAAUUGCCCCCAAAUUCCGAGGAAAAUGCCUUAAAUAUGCUAGAAUUUGCUAUUUCUACAACAAAUAGAAAGGUAUGAGAGACAUUCUUAUUUUUACCUUAAUACGUUCGUCACUUCAUUAUCCGGUUGGAUGAAUUAUACUGUCAUGAUUGGCUCAUCCAUUAGGAAAAGUCUUGUAGGGAGUAUGCACACACAGGUUUCAAUAUGCUUCUCUUUGAUUUAGUUUUGAUACUCGAGGCAGCACAUUGUGUAUCCAGCUGACUAUAUCAUCGUCAUCAUCAUUACGGCUUGUUACAAAUGUUAGUUAUGAUGAAUAGCUUUCGAGGAUUUGAAAGUUUAACGGCCAACGCAACACAUAUAUCGCGGCAAUUAGAGCUGCUGUCGGCAGUUUUUUUUUUCUUCGUUCCUGGAGAAAAGUGCCUUGAAACAAGCAGUGCUAAUACUUCUUACAACCGUGCUGUAUCCGUUGGUGUUUAUAGUUUGGCUUGCUUUUGAAAGCUGCUUUCCAAGACAUGAAGUGUCCAGAAUGUUCCAUUCCCCCUGUGCAAAGUUCCUCAUCUUCUGUGGUUCUCACCAAACGUUUCUUGUCCUACUGGCUAUCACAUCAUUCCACUCUGCCUUUCUUGCGUACACCAUUGUUGGUACGAACGAGAAAAAGAGGAGAAUAACUGUAGUAUGGUUUGAAUGCAAUAAUCGAAAUCUAAAAUUUUUUAAUUAGACAAAAUUUGGUAAUAAGCUUGCACCAAGGCUUCUUUGCAACAACCAGUCGUUCAAAUUGAAAUUAACAAUUUAUUGUAACCGCAAAAUAAACAGUUUGUACAGUUAAGCAGAACUGAAGAAACCUGUAGGCCCUGAUCUAUUUUUCCUUUGAAUUGUUUCUUGAGGGAGGAAUCUCGCCUUCAAUUGGCGAAUGACUAAACCGUUCGUUCAAAGACGGUAACAUUGUGUGAUUUGGCACCUUAGCCUCAGAGCUUAAGACGAAUUCUUGACAAGAUCGAAAGUUUGCUUAAAACUUUGUUUGCGAAUCUAAAAAUGUCACAUGAGUAGAAAGUAAAAAGAUUGUUUGAUUAUAUUGUUCUUUUUUUUUUCUUUUGGUUUUCUAUAUUCCGUCCCUUAGAUUGGGCAGUUUUUGUAUUUGUCAUCGGUUACCUCGUAGACAUUGUCAAAGACAUUCUCCAACAAGGAAGAUCUCGCUUCUUUUCUUACUACUGGAACUUUCUGGCUGUAGUCUCAACUACGCUAUUUGUUAUUCACUACAUCAUUUGGUGGACGAGCCGAGUGGCCCUGGAUAACACACUACAUUCUGCUGAAUGGUCGAAACACGCCGAAAACCGUUCUUACUCUGUUCUGUUAACUUCCGAAAGCUUUAUGGCUCUUGGAAUCCUUAUCGCCUUUACCCGUAAUUUCUCAUUCAUUCAAGCAAGCUCCAGCACCGGUCCACUGCUACAUGCAUUCAUUCAAUGCUAA